UGUUGUCUUCAUGUUUCUCCUUCAUCGCUCCGUCGUUAACUAAGAACUCUAGUCAUUCUUCUCUCUUGUCGUUUUCAUAUUCGUGUAAACAGAGCAGACGAACGUUUGGUCACAUCUGUAAACUUUUACACAGUUGACUCUUUUUGCUGAAAUAUUUUUUUCUGUCGUUUCAUCAGACGAUGUGGAAACUAUUCAUUUCUCUUCUGUAAGUCAGACUACAAGAUCGACUAAGUACAAAGUACAGAAUUUCAACAGACUCAAUUCUACAUUUUUAUCAUCAACCUCAGCAACAGCAGCGCUCGGGUGUGAACAAAAUGCAGGCAGUCAUCAUCCGCGACCUUGUCGUUGUGUUCAUCCUGAUGGCGGGGUUCGCGCUGGCUCAGCGGAACCCGUAUUCCAAGCCAAGCCAGAACAACGCGCCGCGACAGCAGCAGCAGCCCAUGACCCUGUCCCGCAAACCGCAGAACGGUGACCCUAAGGUGCACAACCCCUUCAAGUCUCCAAAGACAAGGAAAAGAGCAACAACGACAACAGAAUUGACAGCAACCGCAAUGAGAUGCACAAAGGAGGACCUAACCCCACUCCUUGGACCCGCUGGACGGAGCGACCGCGUUCCAGAGAUAGCCCCUGGCAGGACAUGUCCAGCGACGGAGAUACGGCUCAGUGUAACGGGAGGCGUACAACGCACGAGAACAAAUCUGUUGUCAAGGGGUUGUACAGAAAAGACAGGGUCUGCGGCCAGCCUGCUGUGGUUCGGCCUCCUUCGACUUCGUCUUCAACUUGUGCUGUAACGGUCAGGUCAGGCCCAAGACUGCUGGGAAGCCAUUCUGCGACAGU
Molecule: messenger RNA, 837 nt
Organism: Pomacea canaliculata
Lineage: Eukaryota; Metazoa; Mollusca; Gastropoda; Architaenioglossa; Ampullariidae
Exons: 2
Coding region: 315-791 (158 amino acids)
Source: RefSeq, a predicted model, not a curated record